This is a messenger RNA of Polistes dominula (European paper wasp), 2694 nucleotides long. RefSeq names its product M13 family metallopeptidase neprilysin 2 (gene Nep2). Gene Ontology annotation, cellular component: plasma membrane. Gene Ontology annotation, biological process: protein processing. Lineage: Eukaryota; Metazoa; Arthropoda; Insecta; Hymenoptera; Vespidae. The record is from RefSeq and is a predicted model, not a curated record. Gene Ontology annotation, molecular function: metalloendopeptidase activity.
UUGUUGGUGAAAGACAGUCAAAUAUUAUAUUUGAGAAGAUUCAGGAAGAAGAAGAAGAAGAAGAAGAAAAAGGGGCUUCAUUGUAAUCAACGAGAAGAUGACCAACAGUAUGAAGCAAACCGUCAUUAAAAAUCCAACAUGGUGGAAGAGACGAUCGACUUUGGAACGUGGAUUAACGGUAAUCGCAGUGUCCGGUGUCCUCUUAUGCAUCGCAUUGGCUGUCGCGCUUGGCGUGUUGGCCGCAAAUACAGCGUCCUGCAAGCAAUCAUCGAACGCUGUUGCUAAUUCAGACCAACUACCAUCCACAGCGGAAGCUCUGCAAGUAAUCAAAGGUACAACCAUCAAUCGUCAAUCAACAGAGAAACAAAACAUAUGCGUUUCUCCAGGAUGUGUACACACCGCUUCAAAAAUAUUGGAGAACAUGGAUUCCGACGUUGAACCCUGCGAUGAUUUUUACCAAUUCGCUUGCGGUGGUUUUCUCAAAUCCACCAUCAUUCCGGACGACAAGACUAGCGUAAAUACGUUUAGUAUUAUCAGUGAUAAUCUUCAACAACAACUUAGAACCAGCAUCGAAGAGAAGAGUCCACCGAAUGAGCCAAAACCGUUCACGUUAGCUAAGAUCUUUUAUAAAACUUGUAUGAAUAAAACGGCUAUCGAAGAAAGAGGUUUGGAACCUCUGCAUAAUAUUUUGAAAACAUUAGGUGGUUGGCCUGUGUUAGAAGGUGACAAUUGGAAAGAGGAAGAUUUCAAUUGGAUAGAUUCGGUUUACAAAUUCAGAACAAAAGGUUAUUCCGUAGAUUAUUUCAUAGACUUUAGCAUCGGCGUAGAUUUAAAGAAUAGCACAAUGCGCAUUAUUGAUUUGGAUCAAGCUUCGCUCGGUUUAUCACGCGAAUAUUUGUCCAAGGGAUUUGAUGAUAAAAUCGUGCAAGCUUAUUAUGAUUACAUGGUUGAUAUUGCUGUAAUACUUGGAGCAGACAAAAACAGAGCUAAAACUGAACUUAAAGAAUCAUUGGAAUUCGAAAUGAAACUUGCUAAUAUAUCAUUGCCCAAUGAAAAACGACGUAACGCAACGUUGUUAUACAACCCAAUGACCAUAACUGAAUUGAACAAGAACUUUCCAAGCAUUCCAUGGAAGGAAUAUUUUAAUACGAUAUUAGCACCGACCGUACAGGUUGAUGAAAAUGAAGUGGUGAUAGUUAGCGUGCCAAGUUAUAUUACAAGUUUGGAAGAACUUUUGAGUAAGACGCCGAAAAGGAUUCAAGCUAAUUAUGUCAUGUGGAGGGCAGCUGCCGGAUCGGUCAGUUAUCUUACGGAGAACAUCAGAAGAAGGCAACUUCAAUAUUCGACAGCUUUGAGUGGCAAAACUGAGAGAGAAGCCAGAUGGAAGGAAUGCGUUGACAUAGUUUCGGGAAGUUUAUCGAUAAGCGUUGGUGCGAUGUACGUAAGGAAAUAUUUCAAAGAAGAUGCUAAGAAAAAUGCAAUUGAAAUGGUCUCGGAUAUCAGAGAAGAAUUUAAGAAAAUUUUGAAAAAGGUCGACUGGAUGGACGAAAAUACUAAAGAAAGUGCUUUGGACAAAGCUGAAUCGAUGUCCAGUCACAUUGCUUAUCCCGACGAAUUAUUGGAUGAUAAAAAACUUGAAGAAUUUUAUAAGAAACUUGAAUUGACCGAUGGAAGUUAUCUCGAAAGUAUUUUAAACUUAACUCUCUUCGGAACGGAAUAUUCUUUCAGCAAACUUAGGAAACCUGUAAACAAGAGUGAUUGGGUUACUCAUGGAAGACCAGCUAUCGUUAACGCAUUUUAUUCAUCUAUAGAAAACAGCAUUCAAUUCCCAGCCGGUAUUCUUCAAGGAACUUUCUUCAACAACGAUCGACCACGGUAUAUGAAUUACGGUGCUAUCGGAUUUGUUAUUGGCCAUGAAAUUACCCACGGUUUCGAUGAUCAAGGCAGACAAUUUGAUAAAGAAGGAAAUCUCGUCGAUUGGUGGGCACCAGAAACUAAAGAAAAUUAUUUAGAAAGAGCUGAAUGUAUUGUUCACCAAUAUGGAAAUUACACGGUCGAGGAAGUUGGUUUGAACUUAAAUGGUAUUAAUACGCAAGGUGAAAAUAUUGCGGAUAAUGGUGGCAUCAAAGAAGCCUACUUUGCUUACAAAGAAUGGGUCAAAAGAAAUCACCCCGAACCAAAAUUACCAGGACUUUCCUAUACGCCCGAACAAAUGUUUUGGAUUAGUGCUGCCAAUACUUGGUGCAGCAAAUAUCGACCAGAAGCGAUGAAGCUUCGCAUUACCACUGGAUUCCAUAGUCCAGGAGAAUUUCGUGUUUUAGGUCCUUUCUCAAAUAUGAACGAAUUUUCUAAAGACUUUAAUUGUCCGCUUGGUUCGAAAAUGAAUCCUGAGAAGAAGUGUGCUGUUUGGUAAACCUGACCAGAUUCACUUUCCAUCUUCAACGUUGGUCGACUAAUUCUUUAUCUUCUUGUUAGUCAAAAAAAAAAGCAACGACAAUGCGUUUCCGAUAUAUAAGCAUGCAUAUGCGUUAAGUAUGUUUGUGCAUCGUUGAUAUUUAGCAGACCGAUGGAUUGAUAUCCUCAAAGGAUGAAUAUGGUUUGCACUCAAUGCUUUAUAGAAACAACGAAGAUAUUUCGUCAAAAGAAAUUAUAUUUUCAUUUUUCAAAUACAAUUCUAAAGGUCGAAAAAAAAAA